AUGAGCACACAGACCGCGGCAUUUCUCGGCACGAAAGCCCAACCGGCCUCUUCGUCAGUCCAGAAGGUGUUCAAUGGCCAGGACACAACAGCCGCAUCGGUACCCUCUAAAGAAGAAAUACAGCUGGAGUUGCUGAAAUUGGAAAAAUCGCUGCAGCAGGCUACGUCUCUGCACCAGCUGGUGAGACUGUUAGGGCAGAUCGACUCGAAACAACAGCAAUUAGACUACAUUCUUCACAGAUUCACAAACAAACGGUAUGUGGCCCACGGCUCGUCGAUUCGCGCGUUGGAGAUCAGCAGAGUGGAGCUGUCGACCACGCUGAGCCAUUCGCGGUCGCUCAAGAAAAUCAUGGACAACGCGUCGGCGCUGAGCUCGAAAAUCACCGAGAGAGUGAGACUGCUCGACUCGGAAAAAUCAAAAAUCAAGGCUACCAAGGAGUACGUGGAAAACGUCAGAACGUUAAAGUACGAGGUGCAAAAGGCGGAUGCGGCAAUCAAACAGCAGGACUGGCUGGCCGCAGCCACGUCGAUUGACGCCGUCCGCAACCUGCCCCCUGGUCUGAUCAACGACGAGUUUGUCGAGUUCAUCGUCCCCACUAGCGACCUGCCCGAGAUGCCGAGCGUUCUGCUAGAUUCUUGGAUCUCGGAACUGAACAACAUAUUUCUGAGCGAGUUCAACGAGGCUGCUGCCAAAAAGGACGUGCAGAGACUCACCUACUUCUUCCAGCUGUUCCCUCUCAUCGGCAAGAGCGACGUCGGGCUCAGUUGCUACUCGAGGUUCAUCUGCAAUAUUAUUAGCGACCAGUCGAGGACCAAUUUGAGGAGCGUGCAAGGAAAGGACGUGCAUUCGAGCUUCUAUGCGCAGGUGCUGUUCCAGCUGUACCAAACCAUUGCCGAUAUCGUUCACCAGCAUUCGCGCAUCAUCACCAAAUACUACGGAAAAGGUGUGCUCCCGAAAGUAUUGAGUGCAAUACAGACGGAAUGCGAUCUUCAGAGCGGCCUCAUUUUUGACACCUUCUGGGACGCCAAAAACCUGGACAGGGCGAUUAACGAUAUCAAUAACUACGGGUACCCAAUUCUCGUGGGGUCGAUUUUGAGGAAUAUCCAGACAGACGAGGAAUUACAGGACGACAAUGUGGUAGUUUCUCUUGCCGAGGUUUCGAGUCUGAUCGACGAGCUCUCUGCGAUGCUCAACCAUUGGGCAAUGUACUGCAAGUUCUUUGUCGUCUCCUGGAACGAGGCUAUCGAUACAUCGAGCAAGGCGGACGCUGUUUAUCCGCAGCCGUUGCUGUUGAGCACGUUUAUGGAGAAAAUUCACAAGAAAAUCACCAGAAGCUUUGACCAGCUCUGCACGUUUGCUAUCCGAAGAACUAUAGAGAAGGCGUUUCUUCUGGAAAACCUCCCUGACAUCACCCCACAGCUCCAGCUCUGUGUCAGGUACCUAGCAUUAGCCACGAAAACAAACGCCUCCACCAAUCAGUCACUACUUUCCCUAACUCCCGACGACCCGCCAGUCACAUCGAUGGUCGAGGAUAUCACUAUUUCGCUGAACCUGAUCAUGUUGCAGACCAUCACCACUGGAGAAUUUUUCACGAUCAAGAACAUGAUGUCCAACACCAGGAGAAUCCUCGAAAACGACUUCCUCAAUAUCAUGAAGAAGAAACUCACCGACUCGCAGCCGAGACCAAACUCGGUCUUGCUCACGCCUCAAGCUAUCCAGUCUCUGCAUACCAAUAGCCGGACCAGUCUGCCUAUCAACCAGAAGGGCGGGUCUUCGACUCUGAUGACCCCAAGAAGCGGCACUCCGCCAAUCGGAGGCAAGGACAUUAAUUCUGGAAAUUUAUUCAUGAAAAGCGCCACCUCCGCAUUGAACGCAGCCAUGAACUUGAGCGGUGUUGAGACAGAGACGUCAGACAAGUUGCAGCAGUUUGUCAUUGUGCUCAACUCGAUCAGCGUUUUCCAGGAGUAUCUGGACAAACUGUCCAACAAUUUGGUGGCAAAACUCGAAAACGACAAUCUUCUGAUCGUGGACGACCAGGAGUUCGGUCAAGUUCGCGCGUCCAUGGAGAGAGACCCAAACACAGACAUACAGCUUCGUGUGGAUCUCAACAACGGCGAGGGGACCGAGGAUAGUCCGUCAGUUAGAGACAGGCUGAAAUCGGUGGUGAUGACGUUGAGCACGUCCUUCAUCGAAAAAUCAGAGGUUGUGCUCAAAGAGAACAUAAAGACGAUAUUCAACCAGAACUUUCGGUUCAAGCUGUCCAAGAUGGUUAGCGAUGUGCUGAAAGAGAGUGACUAUUUGAUUUCCUCUGAUAUUCUGGCUCUGAGCUCGACGUCGGAGGUCAUGGUCAACUUCAUCAGGGAAUGGAACUCGCUGAUCAUUCCGUAUCUCACCAUAUUCACCAGGGCCAACUUCCAAGCAUUGCUGCAAUUGGUGGUGUCGAACCUGGCAUCCGCAAUGGAACAGAAAAUCUGGUCCAUGGAGAGAAGAUGCAACGAACUGGGAGCAGCAAAGCUGGAGAAAGACGUGUCGACCAUCAUCAGCGAGGUCACCAAGUACGACUACAGUCUGCGAGACAAUUUCAUUCGGAUCACCCAGAUAGUCAUGAUGCUGGGGCUGGACGACGACGACGAGGUAGACGAACUCAGUGAUCUCGAGUGGGCCCUGACUCCCGCAGAGCGGAGCAGGGCAAGAAACUUGCGAAUAGAUAGAAAAUAA
This is a messenger RNA of Ogataea angusta, 2718 nucleotides long. RefSeq lists its product as uncharacterized. Bases 1 to 2718 code for a protein of 905 amino acids. Lineage: Eukaryota; Fungi; Ascomycota; Pichiomycetes; Pichiales; Pichiaceae. The transcript has a single exon. The record is from RefSeq and is a predicted model, not a curated record.